Molecule: messenger RNA, 1226 nt
Organism: Chroicocephalus ridibundus (black-headed gull)
Lineage: Eukaryota; Metazoa; Chordata; Aves; Charadriiformes; Laridae
Gene: MED19
Product: mediator complex subunit 19
Exons: 5
Coding region: 235-948 (237 amino acids)
Biological process (GO): positive regulation of transcription by RNA polymerase II
Cellular component (GO): mediator complex
Molecular function (GO): transcription coregulator activity; transcription factor binding
Source: RefSeq, a predicted model, not a curated record
GCGCGCGGCCGCUCCUCCACAGGGGGCGGGACUCCUCCCCCACUGACCAAUAGCGAGCGGCGCCGUCAAGGGCGUCCCACACCGCUGCGGACCAAUGCAGGGGGGAGGAGAGAAGCCGCCAAUCAGAGGCCGGGCCAGAGUCUCCCUUAGCAACGGUGGCAGCGGGCGGGGCCUGGGCGGGGCCGGACCAAUCGCAGCGGGGCGGGGCGGCCCCGCGCGGGGCAGGCCGGGAAGAUGGAGAACUUCUCGGCGCUGUUCGGCGGGGCCGAGCCGCCGCCUGCCGCCGCCGCCGCCGCCCUGGGCUUCGGGCCCGCCAAGGCUCCGGGCGCGGGAGCCGCGCCGCCCCCCGCCGCCGCCGCGCCGCCGCCGGGCGAGGAUGCGGCCCGCAAGGCCACCGCCGGCCCCUUCUACCUGCUGAGGGAGCUGCCAGGCACCAUGGAGCUGACGGGCAGCACCAACCUGAUCACGCACUACAACCUGGAGCACGCCUACAACAAGUUCUGCGGCAAGAAGGUGAAGGAGAAGCUCAGCAACUUCCUCCCCGACCUGCCCGGCAUGAUCGACCUGCCCGGCUCCCACGACAACAGCAGCCUGCGCUCCCUCAUCGAGAAGCCCCCCAUCUGCGGCAGCUCCUUCACCCCCCUCACCGGCACCAUGCUGACGGGCUUCCGCCUCCACGCCGGCCCGCUGCCCGAGCAGUGCCGCCUGAUGCACAUCCAGCCACCCAAGAAGAAGAACAAGCACAAGCACAAGCAGAGCCGCACCCAGGAUCCUGUCCCCCCAGAAACCCCCUCGGACUCCGACCACAAGAAGAAAAAGAAGAAAAAAGAGGAGGAUCCAGAACGGAAGAGGAAGAAGAAAGAGAAGAAGAAAAAGAAGAACCGGCACAGCCCGGAGCACCCGGGGGUGGGCAGCUCCCAGGCCAGCAGCAGCAGCAGCUUGCGGUGAGGCCGCGCCGGCGCCACCCCGGGGAUCCCCCUGCCACCGGGAGCGGCCCCGACUGACUGGGGAGGGACUCACCCCUCCUGCAGCGCUUAGCAGGGGGGCUCGGGCUGGCCUGUCCUCCCCCCCGGCAGAGAGGACACCCCUGCAGUGCCCCGGGACCAGGGGACACAGACUGUGCUGGCACUGGAGCUGCUGACCUUGGCGUUUUAUACCAAAACAACCCGGUGCAUCGGGGCCUCUCUUUUUUAGUCACCUUUUAAUUAAAGUCUCUGCUCUGAGGA